AUGUGGGAUGACCUCACAUUGCAAAUGGGAAUUUUGGUCAAGAUGUGCAAUAACCCAGGGACAGCACUACUUGGCGCCCGGGUUUCAGCUCUGACGCCCAGUCGCCGGAUAGUUAGAUUCUCACAGCCCGGUUUACUUCCAGACCAGGCUGUGACCAUUGAUGGUUCAAUUUCUCUUGCCGCUCAGCUAGGGCUGUUGUGGUGUCAUGUUCAUGUAUACAACAAGGCAAACAUCAAAAUGGUCAUUCAUGUAUCCAAAACAACAAAUAAAUCACAUUUAUUCAAUGGUGGACAUAAAGAAGAGCUUGAAUUGAGAUUAUCUGAUCCUAUGAGAAGUGUCAGACCUGCCGCUGCUAAAUCUUCAGGUUUGUCUAAUGCUGCCAAUAUGGACGUCACAUUGCAUGAAUUCUGGAAAUGA
Melampsora larici-populina 98AG31 is the source of this 417-nucleotide messenger RNA. RefSeq lists its product as uncharacterized. Bases 1 to 417 code for a protein of 138 amino acids. Lineage: Eukaryota; Fungi; Basidiomycota; Pucciniomycetes; Pucciniales; Melampsoraceae. The transcript has a single exon. The record is from RefSeq and is a predicted model, not a curated record.